This is a messenger RNA of Cylindrotheca closterium, 321 nucleotides long. Lineage: Eukaryota; Bacillariophyta; Bacillariophyceae; Bacillariales; Bacillariaceae. The record is from the annotation of a GenBank genome assembly.
AUGUUGAACAUUUACGUCUACGAGUUUGUGGUACAUUUAUUUUGUAUGCGUAAAAUUGGGGAUAAAUUUCCAAGCAAUAAGCUGACAAACAUCAAAUGGUUGCAAUCGUCUGGUGGCACCCUUGUCAAGUUAGAAUUUGAUUUCUGCAGGCCAUCGAUUGGAUUGAAUAUUGUUGAGGAGGCCAUAAACCAAUCCGAGACCACUCUCGUAUUUGAAGGACAGUUUGAGGCUAGGGGUGUGGCUUCUGCUGUUCUUGUAGCGGGAUUGGCCCUGAUUGGGGUGUGCAAGGGUGGUGGGGUCCUUCAACAAGAAUCUGUCUAG